This is a messenger RNA of Penicillium macrosclerotiorum, 2796 nucleotides long. Its product is annotated as ankyrin. The record is from RefSeq and is a predicted model, not a curated record. Bases 1 to 2796 code for a protein of 931 amino acids. Lineage: Eukaryota; Fungi; Ascomycota; Eurotiomycetes; Eurotiales; Aspergillaceae. The transcript is spliced from 3 exons.
AUGAACCAACGUGCAUGCUGUGCCAUACAGGAAAGUCACCUGACAAGGGGUAAUGUGAUUGCCCCUCCUUCUGCGGCAUGGACCGUCACUGAGACAUUGACAAUGCACAAAGAUAUCAAUCCUCCACGGGUCGAGAACACAUGUAAAUGGUUUCUGGAUGAUCCAAUCUUUCCAAAAUGGAAGAAUAGCAGCCAUGAUGAUCUUUUAUGGCUAUCGGCAGGUCCUGGGCAAGGCAAAUCUGUUCUUUCGAGGGCCUUAAUUGACGAUCGACUGGUUGAAGAUGGGUCAGCCACAAUUUGCUACUUCUUUUUCAAAGAAAAUGAAGAGCAAGACAAUCUUGCCACAGCGAUUUGUGCACUUUUACACCAGCUGUUUUACGAUCAGAAUAGUCUUUUCCAAAAGCACGCUGAGCUCCAAGUACGUCAGCAUAAGGACAAACUAAAGUUGGAUUCCAGCGCCCUAUGGGAUUUGUGGAUAUCUGCUGCAUCCGAUUCUACCAAGGAUGUAAUCUGCAUCAUUGAUGCUCUGGACGAAUGUCGACAACCAGAUCGCAAUCAACUACUAGAGAAGCUGGAGCGAUUCUAUCUGACUUCUUCAGAAGGAAAACGGGUCGGAGCAAAGAAUUCCAAAUUGAAAUUCAUCGUCACUAGCCGUCCGUACGGGGAUAUCGAGUGGGGUUUUGCGAAGAUAAUCAAUCGCGAUCCAAAAAUUCAAUUGGCUGCAGAGAGUAAAGUGCAUAUAAUCAGCCAGGAGAUCAAUGUUGUCAUGGAGGCCAAGGUGGACGAGAUUGUGGAUAAAAGACAUCUUGACGAUGAGAUUCGGACAGCGUUGAAGGACCGAUUUUCUGAAAUUCCGAAUUCAACUUAUCUUUGGCUCCACAUCACACUAGAUUCUUUGAAGAGCAGGCUUGGCUCUACGAAAAGGAAAUUAUUACAACAAAUCAAUGAAUUGCCUCGAAGUGUUGAGCAGGCUUACGAAGACAUAUUACGACGCUGUGACGAGGAGAAUGAGGCAGAUGGAAGAAGGCUGUUGGAAAUCAUCGUUGCAGCACGCCGUCCUCUGAAGUUGUCCGAAAUCGACAUUGCUCUGGAAAUUCAACCCAAUCAUACCUCAUUUGAUGAGUUAGACCUUGAAGGCCUUGACAAGAGGAGAGAGUGGAUACGCCACGCAUGCGGGUUGUUUGUCAGCGUAAUCGACUCGCGUGUCUAUCUGAUCCACCAAACAGCGCGAGACUUUUUACUCCGCCAAGCAGGAGAAAGUGAGAAUCUAAGCAUAUGGAGACAUUCAAUCCGCCUGGAGGAAGCCCAUCUGGCCCUCUCAAAGAUAUGUAUUACAUAUCUGCUUUUUAAAGAUUUUCAAAAUGUGGAUCACCGAUCUUCUCCUGCUCUCCAAGCUUGCUUACCCAACGAGGCCUUUCUGCACUAUUCUGCAACUCAUUGGAUAGAUCAUACAGAACAGACUUUACAAACUAUGAACAUGCGCGAAGAUUGGAUAAGCAAAAUGGCUCAACUUUGUGAUACACAAAAUAGGCUGUUUUGGCUCCGUUAUCAUAUAAAUAUCACAAACCGAAGUCAUCAUCUGUUGGAAAAUCAAUCAGCGUUCUAUUGUGCUUGUAUAUUGGGCCUAGUACCGGUCGCAACCUUUUUGCUUGACCGAUCAAGGGAUUUUCUCGUGGUGAUCCCAAAGAAAUUAGUCAUCGAAGUUGCGCUAAAUCCUUCAAAGGACGUACUACAGCUUCUACUAGACCGUCGAGGAGAGGAUAUCCAAAUCACCGAGGAGGUCGUUAAGGCAGCUGCGUCGAAUCCAUUUUCAAAUAAGGUGCUAGAGCUUCUCCUAGACCGUCGAGGAGAGGAUAUCCAAAUUACCGAGACGGUUAUUAUCAGUGCUAUUAGGAAUUUUAGGACGCCUAUGCUACAGCUUCUCCUAGACCGACGAGGAGAGGAUAUCCAAAUCACCGAGGAGAUCGUUAAUACAGCUGCGUUUAAUCGUUCAAAAGACGCACUACAGCUUCUCCUAGACCGACGAGGAGAGGAUAUCCAAAUCACCGAGGAGAUCGUUAAUACAGCUACGUCGAAUCCAUCAAGUGCAGUACUACAGCUUCUCCUAGACCGACGAGGAGAGGAUAUCCAAAUCACCGAGGAUAUCGUUAAUAUAGCUACGUCGAAUCCAUCAAGUGCAGUACUACAGCUUCUCCUAGACCGACGAGGAGAGGAUAUCCAAAUCACCGAGGAUAUCGUUAAUAUAGCUACGUCGAAUCCAUCAAGUGCAGUACUACAGCUUCUCCUAGACCGACGAGGAGAGGAUAUCCAAAUCACCGAGGAUAUCGUUAAUAUAGCUACGUCGAAUCCAUCAAGUGCGGUACUACAGCUUCUCCUAGACCGACAAGGAGAGGAUAUCCAAAUCACCGAGGAGGUCGUUAAUAUAGCUGCGUCAAAUCCAUUUUCAAAUAAGGUGCUAGAGCUUCUCCUAGAUCAACGAGGAGAGGAUAUCCAAAUUACCGAGACGGUUCUUAUCAGUGCUAUUAGGAAUUUUAAGACGGACACGCUACAGCUUCUCCUAGAUCGACGAGGAGAGGAUAUCCAAAUCACCAAUGAGGUCUGUAAGGCAACUAUGUUUGAUCUUUCAAAAGACGCGCUACAGCUUCUCCUAGACCUACGAGGAUAUCUAAAUCACCGAGUUCGUAGAAAUAGACUACGUAUAAUUAAGAAAAGCGAAAUCUAUGACGAGUCUGUGACGGACCUUCUGCGGGCCAUUUCAUAUAGAGUAGUGUUAAAAAAGCUGUUCAAAGAAGUCUGA